AUGAUCACUGGAUCCAACUUGGUAGAAUCCAAGAAUGCAAUCGACAUCGCAAAGCAAUAUCCGGGUAUCUGCUUCGCGACAGUGGGUGUCCAUCCUUGCUCGACUCAAGAUUUCGAAAGCUACCCAGGUGGUUCCGAAAAAUUCAUGCAAGAUUUACGCCAGUUAGCUCUCGAUGCGAAGGCAAGUGGACAUGCAGUCGCAUUUGGUGAGAUUGGGUUAGACUGGGACCGCCUAUUUCUGUCACCCAAAGAGAUACAACUCAAGUACUUCGAGGCGCAACUGGACCUUGCAAUUGAGCUUCAGCUGCCGCUCUUCUUGCAUAUGCGAAACUGCAACGAGGAAUUCACAGCUAUCAUCAAACCACGACUCGACAAACUGCCUAAACGAGGUCUCGUACAUAGUUUCACUGGCACGGCAGACGAGAUGCAUAGCUUGUUAGAGUUGGGCUUUGACAUCGGAGUCAAUGGGUGCAGUAUGAAAACGGAGGAGAACAUUGCGGUGAUCAAGCAAAUACCCAUGGAACGACUUCAAAUCGAGACCGAUGGACCAUGGUGCGAGAUUCGGCCAUCCCAUGCAUCGUCUCAGUACUUGAAGGAUGGUCCAUCAAUACCCAAAGCAGUCAAGAAAGAGAGAUGGCAGAAAGAAUACAUGGUCAAGGGCCGAAAUGAGCCUGCAACGAUUCCUUUGGUAGCUCACGUUGUCGCCAAGGUCAAGGAAGCUACUAUCGAGGACGUUUGCGAAGCGGCUUGGGAAAACUCAGUCCGGAUGUUUGGACUAGGCGAAGUCGCUCCCUGA
Messenger RNA from Lithohypha guttulata, 795 nucleotides. RefSeq lists its product as uncharacterized. The transcript has 2 exons. Gene Ontology annotation, molecular function: 3'-5'-DNA exonuclease activity. The record is from RefSeq and is a predicted model, not a curated record. The coding region runs from base 1 to 795 and encodes 264 amino acids. Gene Ontology annotation, cellular component: cytosol. Lineage: Eukaryota; Fungi; Ascomycota; Eurotiomycetes; Chaetothyriales; Trichomeriaceae.